GACAUUUGACGUACGGCAUAUUUUAAAGAAAGGUUACGUGUCUUUUUAAACAUACCAAAAUCGUGUAGUCUGGUCAUUUUUGUAAAUUAAGUGAGAUUUACAAAAAUGCAUUCCGUUUUACAAAGAGGAAAUGCAAUAUUAGCAUACGCUCUAAGCGUUCUCGCCUUUUUAACAUUUCUUUGCUUUGCGUCUACAGUUUUCCUAGAUUAUCGAACCAAAGCUGACAUGAAUACAGUUAAGGUGGUGGUAAAAAACGUCCCCGAUUAUAGUGCCUCGCGUGAGAAGAACGAUUUAGGUUUCCUCACGUUUGACUUACAAACUGACCUUUCGCACUUAUUCAAUUGGAAUGUAAAGCAGCUGUUCUUAUAUUUAACAGCGGAAUAUGAAACUCCUAGCAAUCAACUAAACCAGGUUGUCUUGUGGGAUAAGAUUAUUUUGCGUGGAGAAAAUGCUGUGCUCGACUUCAAAAAUAUGAACACUAAGUAUUACUUUUGGGAUGAUGGUAACGGUUUAAAGGGGAACAAAAAUGUCACAUUAACCUUAUCGUGGAAUAUAAUUCCUAAUGCUGGAUUGUUGCCGAACAUAUUUUCACAUGGGUCACAUUCCUUCAAAUUUCCAGUUGAAUAUACAACGUCUAGAAUGUAAUUUAAUUAAACAAUCGUAACUAAAAGUAGGUAUAGGAGAACGUGUCGGUUGUGUUCAUACAUGAAAAUAAAUUUAAUUGUUUUGUUUA
Molecule: messenger RNA, 733 nt
Organism: Photinus pyralis (common eastern firefly)
Lineage: Eukaryota; Metazoa; Arthropoda; Insecta; Coleoptera; Lampyridae
Gene: Spase22-23
Product: signal peptidase complex subunit 3
Exons: 4
Coding region: 106-645 (179 amino acids)
Biological process (GO): protein targeting to ER
Cellular component (GO): membrane; signal peptidase complex
Source: RefSeq, a predicted model, not a curated record